This is a messenger RNA of Symbiodinium pilosum, 808 nucleotides long. The record is from the annotation of a GenBank genome assembly. Lineage: Eukaryota; Dinophyceae; Suessiales; Symbiodiniaceae.
GAACCAGAGAGUGAAUCUAGCAGUCUACACCGUCUGCAAGUUCCACGAAGAUGGUGAGGGCUUUGUGAACACGGGAGAUGAGGUUGGCAUGUUUCAGAGGUUUACUACGGCUGUGGAGAAGGAGUAUCUGCCAGUUCCUUUCCACAGCUUUGCCCACGCUGUGGAUGUUCUUCAUGCGGUGUCUCGAGUUCUCCGAAGCAUCGCUUCUGGCAGCUUCCUUUCAGAGCUGGAAGAGUUUUCACUUCUCAUCUCUGCCAUUGGCCACGAUAUUGGCCAUCCGGGCGUCAAUAACGGUUUCCUCUCCGAAGUGGGACACGAGUUGGCAAUGCAGUACAACGACCGUUCUCCCUUGGAGAACAUGCAUUGUGCAAAGCUGUACACGAUCACCAGCAAGCAGGAGACAAAUGUUUUCUACCACCUCUCCAAGGACCAGUACAAAGAGGUCCGGAAAAACUGCAUCGAAAGCAUCCUCCAUACCGACAUGAUGGCUCACCAGGCGAUGGUGAAGGACCUUCAAAUGCUCUUCCAGAUGAACACUGAGGUGUUUACGGCGGAGCCAGAGAGUGAUGACAAAGGUCAGAUGAUGAUAAGCCCAGCAGAGAUCGAGAUCUUCUCGGAUAACGACACGAAGACCAAGGUGUUGAACUGCGUGCUGCACUCGGCGGAUGUUUCCAAUCCCUGCCGGGGUUGGGAAGUCACUCACGCCUGGGCAAUGGUCUGCCUGGAAGAAUUCUUCGCCCAGGGAGAUCAGGAGAAGGUCCUCGGUAUCCCUGCUGGGGCCCUGGGUGCAGCUGUGAACUUCCCAUGA